Molecule: messenger RNA, 1835 nt
Organism: Chilo suppressalis (striped riceborer)
Lineage: Eukaryota; Metazoa; Arthropoda; Insecta; Lepidoptera; Crambidae
Source: the annotation of a GenBank genome assembly
UCUUUGCAAACCUAGUGACAGUUCAAAUCAAUUUUGUGAUUGAAAAUUUAUAUGGAUUGUUGAUUUCCUGCGAAUUAAACAGAAAGGUAUUUACAAUAUAGUUUCGCACUUUAAAACCCUACCAUAUUUCUUCUCUUAUCAUUCUUCCACUCUAAAGCUGUAACUGCAACUCAUGUCAGAAACCUCACUGCAAACAAAACCUAAGGAAGAAAAGCCUCCGUCCAGAAUACCUGAAUCAGUAAGGAGAAUAAUAGCAAUGGAAAAAGAAAAUGAAACAAAUGCAAGUCGCAAAUCUAGAAUUGAUCUAAAUGCACUACCCACUCGCCAAUACUUAGACCAAACUGUUGUUCCAAUAUUACUGCAAGGACUGUCAGCAUUGGCUAAGGAGCGACCACCGGAUCCCAUCAAUUACCUCGCUGCAUACUUGCUCAAGAAUAAAACAACAUUUGAAAACAAUAAUUCAGGAACUAACAACAAUCCUCCACAAAAUCCACAAAGCUAACUUUGAUUAUUUUAUAAUUUAAUUUCAAACAUGUAAGUACCAAGAAUUAUAAUGACAAAGUAUCUACAUGAUAAUUUGUAAAUUCUAGGUUAGUUGUCGAUCCAAAUGAGGUUUAAAGCAGUUGCCACAAAUGGUAAAAAAAAUUGUGACAAUUAGAUCUCAAAACCAAAGUAACUCAAUAUGAUGACAAAAAAUAUUAUUGUGCAAAAAUAAAACUAUUUAAUUUCAAUCCGCCUUAUUAAUAAACUUAGAAUAAGCUUAGAUUACUUACUCCAUGUUUUGUCUCUGUUCAUCAAAUGACAAAUGGCAUUUGAGUGACAUGAACAAAACACAGCGUAACUUGCUCAGCUUAUUAUUUGUUUAUUAAUAAGGGGGAAUAUGUAUUGUGUACUGUUUUGUCACAAAAUCUUAAAGAUUAAUGAAUUAAUCGAAUUUUGCAAGUCCUAAUCUUCAUUAUUGUUUUUGUUUCACUAAGCAGAGUACAUCCAUGGAUGGAAUUGUAUGAAUAUUUAUCACAUUAAAGUUUAAACUAUUCUGCAAUGUCUGAAGUUUCUCCCACACCUGCGCAAUGAAGCUUGGUACCAUACCAAAUGCACUAAAAUUAGUCUUUAUCUAUCUAUUCUAAUGAAUUAUUAAGCUGCGGGUCUAUAAACCACUGCGGCCGAGUGGUUUGUGUGCCGGGUUUCAAGGUGUCGCCUACUCCAGAGAUUCUGUGAGAGGUUCAAGGUUGGAAUCUUGGUAGGGGCAGAUGUUUGUGUGAUCAAUACAAUGUGAGCAUUUGUACUCCAGUCAUAGAUAUUUAAAUUGUAUUUCAAUAUAAAUAUACUCAUAUAUCAUCAUCAUCAUUAUUGGAAUAUUUAUUGUUUAUAGACACUAGGCGAUAGCUUGACUGGUAUUUUAGCACAUUUUUAGUACCAAAGCUUCGUCGCGGCAUAUGGGAGAAACAUGAAAGUUUUCAAACUGCAUGUUCUCUACCCUCUACUAAUCAGAAAUAUUUAGGCACGAAAUGUUUAAAACAAAUAUCAGAUUUUUAAUGAGCAAAAGCUUUCAAACAAUAAGAAAUAGAAAUAAUCUUAGAUAUUUGUUUCACCAAUCUAUUUGUACAACAAAAUUAGUUCAAUAGAAAGAUUGUUAUAAAAAUUUGUACCAUUGCUAUCAUUUAAUUUUGAGAGUUCAAGCUUGGUUUCAUGAAAUAAAUAUAACAUUCGAAAAUCAUUUUUACUCUUCAUAUUGAUCAUCAACUUAGAUCUUAUUCUAAUUUAACUUGUAGAAGUCUUUUUAUGUUUAACUAGCCUUAAUUAUUUCUAAAUAAAUAAGUCAGAUUACCAAUUAA